ACCUAACAAAAUCCGUCUCCAUCGUUGGCGUCACGUACACGGAUUCGCUGCGGCGGCAAUAGAACAACGAUAGAAGGUCAUUCCGCGGCUAGAACUAUAAACAAAAGUGAAAAGUGCUAAACGUUCGUCUCCCCCUCCGCAAUGGCAGGCUUGCAGUGGCCCCUUCUGAUGCGAUUCUGAUGUGCAAUGCAGUCUGAUGCAUUGCUGCGUACGUCCGUUGCAGAUGGUUAGGUGAUAAAAAGGAAAACAGCGUGGAAGGCAAACGAUUCUGGGUUUUGAUCCCUCGAACAAACAGCAGGAAAACCUCGGCGUGAGAAGCAAGUGUCGGCGGCCCGUAUUGGAGUCGUGCCGCCAAGUAAACACUGUGGAAAAACGGUGGAGUUGGCAGUGAGGGUUUUGCAUUCCGUAGUGCUUUUGUCCACCGAACCGGGUUGCAAUAUGGUAGAAAGCUGUACCGCGGAGGCUCGACUGCGUGAGCCUUAGGCACACAAGAUGCCAUAUGUUCAGUGAUUGCGAAUCGAUUCGCAGCAGCAGCAUCACCAGUGCUCGAUAAGCACCUCGACCACCUCUACCGAUCGAUACUUCCAGGCCUGUGAAAAGCAACACCGAACCGCCGAUUGCUCAUUCAGGUAUUAUCAGCGGACAGAAGCACACAAAAAAAUAAGAAAUCACGGAAAUGUCGGUCCAGAUGACGAGAUAUAAGCAGCAAGUUUGUGACCCCGAUGAGGACAGCAUUGGGUCGAUCAACGAAACGACCCGUAGCCCAACGCUACACUUCCGUUAUCAUGCUGCCCGCGGAACAUCGCUCUGGAAUGCCCGGAGCAAGCUGGAGAAGGUGUUGAUUACGUUGCUGAUCUUCGCGAUCCUGCUGAUAGUGGUACUUAGCAGUCUGUUGGCCAACGAUAGCACCCGCAUUCUGCACGUUCGUCCCCACGGGGGAAGCGGUAAAGAUAAAGACGCGUUCGGGGUAGAUGAGCAGAUGCCGUGCCUCAACCAGCACUGCAUCUUUGCGGCCAGCGAGAUUCUCCAUUCGAUCGAUUGGUCGGUGGAUCCGUGCGAUGAUUUCUACGCGUUCUCCUGCAACCAGUGGAUCAAGAACAACCCGAUACCGGAGGGCAAGUCGAUGUGGGGUCUGUUUGGGAAGCUGGAACAACAGAACCAGCUGGUCCUAAGGAACGCCCUCGAGCGGCCACUGGCGGAGUUCAAAUCGAAGGCGGAGAUGAAGGCAAAGUUUUUCUACCAAAGCUGUUUGGAUGAGGAAGAGAUGGAGAAGCUGGGAGCGGCGCCGCUGCAGAAGUUGCUCAAGCAAAUCGGUGGCUGGAAUGUUACGGCCAAUGCGACUGGGUUCGAUGUGCAGAAGUGGUCACUCCAGCGCACGCUCCAGAUAUUGCAGAUCAAGUACAACAUGGGUGGGCUGUUUGGAUGGGCGGUUGGGGAGGAUGAUCGUAACUCCAGCAAGCAUAUCAUACAGAUUGAUCAGGGCGGACUGACGCUUCCAUCGAGGGACAACUAUUUGAACAAGACUGCCAACGCGAAAAUACUGGCGGCGUACCUCGAGUACAUGACCAAGGUGUCGGUGCUGCUGGGCGCCGAUGAGACCGAUGCCAGACGCCAGAUGGUGGAUGUCAUUGAGUUCGAGACGCGGCUAGCGAACAUCACCACGCCCCAGGACUUGCGGCGCGAUGAGGAGACGCUUUACCAUCCGAUGACGCUGGCGGCGUUGCAAGAGAUAGCACCGUUCAUCAACUGGCAGGAGCAUUUCGAAGAAGCGUUCCGGUUGGUGCGCCGUAAGAUUACGGAGAAGGAAAAAAUCGUCGUCUACGCGCCGGAGUAUCUCGUGAAGCUGAACCUCCUGAUGAAGGAGUAUACGGCAACGGAUGAGAAGAAAAUCAUUCUGAACAACUAUCUUGUGUGGCAAACGGUGCGAUCUUUGACCGCCUGUCUAACAAAGGCAUUCCGAGAUGCGUAUAAAGGUCUGCGCAAGGCACUGAUGGGUUCGGACGGUGGCGAGGAACUGUGGCGGUAUUGCGUGUCGGAUACGAGCAACGUGCUGGGAUUCGCGGUCGGUGCAAUGUUCGUGCGGGACGUGUUCCAUGGCGACUCGAAGCCACAGGCCGAGGAUAUGAUCAACCAGGUGCGCGAUGCGUUCAAGGAGAACUUUAAAAAUCUCGACUGGAUGGAUAGUGAAACGCGCCGUUUGGCAGUGGAGAAGGCGGAUGCGAUCAGUGAUAUGAUAGGCUUUCCCGAUUACAUUCUGAACCCGGAGGAGUUGGAUCGGAAGUACCAGGAGCUGAACAUUGAUCCCAAGACCUACUUCGACAACAACAUCAACUACAACAUCUACAGUCUGAAGAAGAACCUGGAGAAGCUGGAUCAACCGGUGAACAAGACCAAAUGGGGCAUGACACCGCCGACGGUGAACGCGUACUACACACCGACCAAGAACCAGAUCGUUUUCCCGGCCGGCAUUUUGCAGACACCGUUCUUCGACAUCAAGAACUCGAAGAGCCUGAACUACGGAGCGAUGGGUGUGGUGAUGGGGCACGAGCUGACGCACGCGUUCGACGAUCAGGGCCGGGAGUACGACAAGUAUGGGAAUCUACACCAAUGGUGGGCCAAUCGGACGAUCGAUCGGUUCAAGAACCAGACCGAAUGCUUCAAUCAACAGUACAGUGCGUACAAGAUCAAUGGCAAGAACGUAAACGGCAAGCAGACGAUGGGUGAAAACAUUGCCGAUAAUGGCGGUCUGAAGGCGGCUUUCCACGCGUACAUCAACAAUGAGAAGAGCAGCUUCACCGAUACGGACACGCUCCCACUGCCAGGCGUCAACAUGACCCACCGGCAGUUGUUUUUCGUUUCGUUUUCCCAGGUCUGGUGCUCAACCGUCACGGAGGAAACGACAACGCUACAGAUCGAGAAAGAUUCCCAUUCACCGCCCAAGUUCCGUGUGAUAGGGCCACUCUCGAACAUGAAGGAAUUUGCGGAAACGUUCAACUGUCCGCUCGGAACGGCCAUGAAUCCGUUCGACAAGUGUGAAGUCUGGUAGAGAGGCAGGAGAGACGAAGAGAGAAAGAGUGCUUCUGGAGCUUGCGUUGACGUUCUGAACGCCCAACAUUGCUCAAGAAUGCGUGUGCCAAAGCGCGGCAAACGCACUUCCGGUACGCACAGUUGGUACAAAACGGAUUCCUUUCCACGGCUCUUCGUUUCGCAAAGUGGCAAAGCGGGUCGACACGACUCCCACCGCACCGCGUUACUCAUGUAUGAGGAUAUGUUUUCUUAUUUGUGAUCAUUUUUUACUUUAACCCACAGUACGCUUAGCGAAUAAGCGAUGGAUGAGGUGCACGGAAGGAGCAGGAGGAGGUGCCCAUCUAUCAGUGCGCCAAAUUAUACAAAAAAAAAAAAACCAUUACGAUUACGUGGUCCGGGGAGCGGAGCGAAAUGAGCAAACGAGAUAUCAAUUAGAGGACUCUUCCUAUUUCUUAAGCGAGGAGAACGGUGUCGCUCGCUACAAGGAUUUUUUGUACGCUGUAGUUGUAUUUGUCCCGUAUUGGUUGUGUAAAGCUGCCAACUCAACUCCGCGUCAACCAAACAAGCGCCACACGCGCUGUCCCGUCUUCAACGGAUGCGAACAUCUGUUUGUUUUUUAUACAUUUUUCACAUGCCCGGGAUAGCAUUUUCGUUUACGAUUUGUGUUAAAGCCGUAUAUUCCACGUUUUGUGACCCGUACACACAAAACACAAACUACAAACUUCUAGUGUGCGUAAGAUUAAUAAUUGUGAUUGUAUCUUAAUGGAGCUAAACCAAAAAACAAAAAACAAAUCUCACAAGAACAGGAGCGAGAUAAGUGGUAGGAGCAGAAGCAGGAGCAGGAUCAACGGCGGUUGCACGUCGAUUGUCGUGUGCUAGGAUUGGUAAUCUGAGUUGCAGCCCGGGGGUUCCUGGUACUUGCAGACAUUUAAACAAAUUGAAUCAAUUCCUAUUAGACGAAACGUAUGGGACAAUUUGAGACGUUUGACGAGGAAAACCAAAAAACUGAAAUAAAACUUAUCUUAGUAUGUACAACCAUUCA
This is a messenger RNA of Anopheles darlingi, 4069 nucleotides long. RefSeq names its product neprilysin-3 (gene Nep3). The transcript has 5 exons. Lineage: Eukaryota; Metazoa; Arthropoda; Insecta; Diptera; Culicidae. The coding region runs from base 677 to 3046 and encodes 789 amino acids. The record is from RefSeq and is a predicted model, not a curated record. Gene Ontology annotation, biological process: protein processing. Gene Ontology annotation, molecular function: metalloendopeptidase activity. Gene Ontology annotation, cellular component: plasma membrane.